GUGGCGAGAAAGGGGGAGCGGGGCGGGACCCCCCCCCGCUGUGAACUGGGUGGUGAACCGUGUGAACCGGGGGAGCAGCAGCGGUUUCAGGAGGCACCCUAGGCGUGUGAACCGGGGCGGUUCACAGAUGUACAGAAAUCUCGAGCACUUGGUCAGACCGCCAUACGAGUGCCCUCUGGAUCCGGGAAACCUUCGCUACUUCCAGUGGCGUUAUGGCGACGACAGCACACCAACCCUCACCUUUGAUCUGACUGGCUUCAUCUCGGCGGGCUAUUUCCGCACCGUUGGAGACUUGAAGACGAGUCUGUACAACGACAGGCUGCUUACGGGCGCCACUGGCCCCGGUGACGUGCAGUUCAUCGGCCAUGAGAACGCUCAGGACAGUGACGCCAUCGAGAAGGAGUUCGGCGACGAGUAGGCGUGCAUGAGUUUGGUUGACCAGAAUGCACUGCUCCCGGCAGAACACUACAUACUGUGUGGCUGACUUGUUUGUGUGUGUGCAGGGGCAAGAGUAAGGAGAAUCCCUUCAUCGUGAAGCUGCUGCAGCCACUGCCGAAGCGUACGUUGCAAACACGGGGUGACAUCGAGACACUCAUUUAUGCGCGGCGCCCGUGUGUGUGUGUGUGACCCUCAGGAUCCGAGGUCUUCUCGCCAAAGGAGCACGUCGACACACAAGAGACUGCUGCCAGACACCACAGCUCUCCUGAGGGCGGUGAGGCGUAGAAGGCUGCAGCCUUUUGCCGUGCGUGUGCGCAUUGCAUUCGUGACUGUUCUGUUUGUUUGCCAACCAGUGCAGUGACCGACAGAGACAUUUUAUAUGGCAAGUCAUUUCUUUGUUGGCGCGGGUGGCAUGCAUCCCAUCCGGGGCUGACGUGACGUGACAGUAUGGCAUGUGUGUGACAUGACGUGGGCGGGGCUCGUGGAACCUUUGUUCAAUAUGUCGCUUCACU
Molecule: messenger RNA, 950 nt
Organism: Vitrella brassicaformis
Lineage: Eukaryota; Vitrellaceae
Source: the annotation of a GenBank genome assembly